CAAAAAGUUCAAUAACAGGAAGCCCAAUAAUAGAAAGCUCAAUGGAAAAAAGCCUGAUAGAAGAAAGCCUAAUAGAAGAAAGUAUAAUUGAAAAAAACCAAAUAGGUAAAGCAAAUGAAACAGGAGAAAAUCUUAUAGAACUUGAGACAAGUCUUACAAAUAAUAGCAACUAUUCAGAAUUUGAUAGAUAUAUAGAUGAACUAGAUGUGCAAAAUGUUGAUAUACAAUAUGAAUUUGAUAUAUCUCAAGACUAUACACCAUCUUCUGCAGGUCUUAAUAUAUAUGAAAAGUUCUUUUGUAGCAGUUUCAUAAUAAAAUGGGAAAGCUAA
Molecule: messenger RNA, 329 nt
Organism: Dentiscutata erythropus
Lineage: Eukaryota; Fungi; Glomeromycota; Glomeromycetes; Diversisporales; Gigasporaceae
Source: the annotation of a GenBank genome assembly